Messenger RNA from Cheilinus undulatus (humphead wrasse), 2715 nucleotides. RefSeq lists its product as uncharacterized. Lineage: Eukaryota; Metazoa; Chordata; Actinopteri; Labriformes; Labridae. The transcript has 6 exons. Bases 1486 to 2715 code for a protein of 409 amino acids. The record is from RefSeq and is a predicted model, not a curated record.
AUUGAUGGAUUGCCCCUCUUCCGAAGCUCAAAAAUGGAGUUAUGGCCUAUUUUGGCCAACGUCAAAGAAAUUUCAGGAUGUAAUAUUAUCAUCAUUGGUCUGUAUGCAGGUCCUACAAAGCCUAACUCUGUUGAGGAAUACCUGAAGGACUUCAUCCAUGACCUGAAGCAUGUAACUCAGGAGGGUUUACAUUACAAUGGAAUACAUUACAAGAUUGCACUUCCUGAUGCCUUCAUCUGUGAUGCCCCUGCCCGUGCCUUCUUAAAAUGUACCAAGGGUCAUUCAGGUUACAGCUCCUGUGAACGCUGUACAGAGCAUGGAGUUCGAACAGAGAACAGGGUCGUAUUUCCAGAUCUGGCUGCACCACUGAGAACAGAUGAACAGUUUGAGAAUAUGGCAGAUGAUGAACAUCAUCAUGGUGUUUCACCCCUACAAGAGCUAGGCAUAGGAAUGGUGUCAUGCUUUGUUCUUGACUACAUGCAUCUAGUUUGCCUUGGAAAUGUUCGAAAACUUGUGAGUCUGUGGAUCAAAGGACCAUUACGGUGUCGGAUUUCUGCAGCCACCAUCACAGUUAUCUCCAGCCACUUGAAACUAAUCAGAGGACAUCUCCCGAGGAAUUUUGCUCGAAAACCACGGUCACUCAUGGAAUACAGUCAGUGGAAGGCCACAGAAUUCAGACAGUUUUUGUUGUACACAGGCCCUGUGGUUCUUAAAGGACGUUUACCUACAAGACUGUACAAGAACUUUAUGUUGCUGUCUGUGGCAAUAAGAAUUCUACUUAGCCCAGCUUUGUGUCGCGAAUACUGUGAUUAUGCAGAAAAACUAUUGAAAUGUUAUGUGACCAACUUUGCAAAGAUUUAUGGAACAGAGCACCUUGUGUACAACACCCACUCUCUAAUACACCUGGCUGAUGAUGCAAGAAAGUUUGGUCCCCUAGACAGUGUUUCAUGUUUCCCUUUCGAAAAUUAUCUGGGGACAUUAAAGAAGCUGGUAAGAAGACCACAAAACCCUGUCCAACAAGUUGUACGGCGCUUAGGUGAAAAACCCAGCUGUCCUCAAGGAGAGAUCAAGGAAAUGAGGAACAAGCCUCAGCCACUGCAUGUCUGUGGUCCAACUCUCUCUAACGUUCCUCCUUGUAUACAGUACAAAAGAUACAUACACGAGGGAAACAUAAUAUCUUGUUCUCAAGGCAACAACAGCUUUGAUGUUGAGGGCAAAGUUGCUGUUGUGAAGAACAUUGUGGAGUUUGCAUCUGGAGAAAUGUAUGCUGUGUGCCAGUUUUAUGAAAGACAAGGACGCUUUUAUGAUUAUCCUAUUGACGUUUCUUGCAUGGGGAUCAGAAAGGUGACACAGCUCUCUGACAGGCUUCACGGCGUGCUUCUGACUGACUUGACAAAAAAACUGGUACUGCUUCCUGUUAAAGAUGAAAAUGUGGCCUUUCCCCAGUUACACGACUGUUGAUCUACCUCAUAUUAACUUUGCAGCAUGCCCCUCUUCAGCAUUGUGGAGUUCAGGGAGGAAGUGACAAGUGAAGGAAAGGCUCUUGUGGAUAUUAUUCCAUCAUGUUGGUUCACUGAUGAGGACAAGACGGACUGUUUUUGGCCAGAAGGCCACAAUCUUAAUGUCACCAAAGCAGUGAAACAGCGACAACAACCGGAUGCUUCAUGGGGGACAUACAGUGUUCGUGCACUUGGACAUGCAGACACAUAUGAAGAUGCUCGACGCAAGCUUGCCCGAGCAGAGGCUACUUCUGAUCUUCAAACAGACAAUGAUGUACCAAAGAAAAGACCGAGAAGGCGAUCCAUGAAAGCCCUGCCCUUGAAACAAGUGAAGAGGAAUCUGAUACGUGUGUGCCACCCGACUCUGGGAGACCCGAGUGCCACCCCGACUCUGAGGGACCCGAGUGCCACCCCGACUCUGAGAGACCCGAGUGCCACCCCGACUCUGAGAGACCCGAGUGCCACCCCAACUCUGAGAAGCCUGAGUGCCGCCCCGACUCUGAGAAACCCGAGUGCCACCUCGACUCUGCGAAGCCCCAGUGCCACCCCAACUCUGCGAAGCCCCAGUGCCACCCCAACUCAGAGAAGCCCAAGUGCCACCUCAUGCAUGAGCAGUGCCAGUAGCGCCUCCUCAGAUCUUAACAAUGCCAGUAGCCUUGGAGAAGCCAUGUAUAUAAAAUUGAUAACUUUACUUGAGGAAGUGAAGGACACACAGAGAGUGCAUAGCAAAAUGCUUAACACUUUGUUGAAGCAAAGAGAAGCUUUGACAAUGUCUGAACCACCACAAGGAGCAGUGUUUCCGUUAACAACUAUUGAUGAUGUCCAGGCCAUGAACGAGAAGCUGUCGGACUUGGAGUUCAUGUCAGGGGUUGUCGCCAUGGUUGGAGAAAUUGGAGGUUCUUCGAUAGAUGACGCAACCAGAAGAAUGAUGGCAUUUAUAAUGUCACCUGACCUUGCACUGCAGUACAACCUCUUUGGACGUCAUGGGAAGAAACCCUUCAGGGAGCUACGUCUAUUUGAUCUUGUUUAUGGAGCACUGAAGAAGAACAUCCUUACAAAGGACAUAAACCAGAAGGAUGCGGAGAAGGCUCUCUCAAAAUGGUUUACAGGAGCUCGGGACAGAGGGGGCAACCGAGCCGUGAGAGCACAGAGGGAGUUCACCAAAAGGGGUGAAACACAGGCCCUCCAAUCUCAAGAUGAGACACAAAUCCAAUAG